AAACUACUGGGAUCAACCUGUUGUUGCUGGUCUGGGAUCAGCUGAUCGCUCCAGGACAGACUCCCCCGCGUCCCGCCGCCGCCUGCAGAGCUGAUCCCGGGUCUGUGAAGACCCCCGGUCCCCCGGUCCUCCCCGCUCGCCUCCGCCCGCCGCUCUGCUCCUUCCAGUCCGCCUCAGAAGAACCGAGCGCUCCGCAGGAACAAACCCUCUGGACCCGGAGGAGACUUCAUCAUAACGAGUCGGAUAACAAUCAGGAGCUCGAGUGUCGGAGUAUGAGCGGUUCAGUGCGGAGCGGCGACGCGAGGAUCCCACCGACAAGCGGACGAACUGCGGAGUAAGGGACGGAAACUUUUCGGGCGGACGGCGCCCGGGUUCUUUCACCGCGUCCCCGGCACCGAGCGGGUAAUGAGCGGCGGGUCUUGUCCCCGGUGCUGUGCGGCCGCGUGGAGCUUCUGUUGUCCGCGUGUCGUGGACUCUGGUCCCGGUGCGAUCGAGCUGAAACGGGCGCAGGAGGAUUUUCCACACCUCAGGAAUUUCGACGCCAGAAACUGAACCGUCCGUGAACGCAGCAGCUAAGCUAACUAGCUCGUUAGCUCGUCAGUGUUGUUUUCUUUAACAUUUCGUCGAUUAACAGACGAAGGACGUCGCUCGUCUUCACCGUCACGUCGGUCCAGGUUCGUCCGACACGCAGCUCCCGGUGUCCGGACUCUCUCUGCAAGAAUCUCUCUCGUGUCUUUCACUUGUUUUUCUUAAUAAACUAAAGUUGUGUCGCUGUGGGCGAGCGAGCCUGUAGCCUGUAGCCGUUAGCCGUCGCAGCUAACAGCCCCAACAUGCCGCAGCUGAACGGCGCCGACGGAGACGACCUGGGGGCGAACGACGAGCUGAUCGCGUUCAAAGACGAGGGCGAGCAGGAGGAGGAGAAGAGGAGCAGGUCGGCGGGACGAGACCUGGACGACGUCAAGUCGUCGCUGGUCAACGAGUCCGAGACCAACAGCAGCUCCGACUCGGAGGCAGACCGACGUCCCAGGCUUCGUCCAGACCUGGAGAGCAGGAUCAGACACAGUCAGCUGUUCGAACAAGCGCUGAGGCGGCGGCAGCAGCAGGACGGCGGUCUCUUCCAGCCCUCGCCGUACAUGGGAUAUCCCUUCUUCAUGAUCCCGGACCUGGGGAACCUGUGCAGCCCGUACCUCGCCAACGGAGCCCUCGCCACCGGCGCCCGCACGUAUCUGCCGAUUCAGUGGCCUCUGCUCGACGUCCCUGGAAGAUCAACGAUGAGAGACAAUGCUACUCCAACACAACUGUCGAACAGUGUACCCGUGGUGCAGCACCCUCACAUGACCCACCUCCACCCCCUGCUGUCCUACAGCCCCGAGGCCUUCUCCCCUCAGAGAGCCUCACCUGGCUUCUCUCCUGACGCAGGUGUGUCCAGGUCGCCUCACGCUGCCUGUUACCCCGUCUCUCCUGGAGGAAUGGCUCAGAUCACACACCCUCUCGGAUGGUUACAGGGGCAGCACAUGUAUCCAAUCACAGGAGGCUUCUCACCUGCUGCUCUCUCAAGUCUGGUGUCGAGUGGUUUCUCUCCUCGUCUGGUUCAGAACCCCCAGUCGUCCGUCCCUCACCCGGCCAUCGUGAAGCAGGAGCCGGGCUGCAGCAGCAGUAGCAGUCAGCCCGGGAAGUCGACGUCCUGCUCUCAGCAGGAGCGAGAGGACGAGAGGAAGCCGCACAUCAAGAAGCCGCUGAACGCCUUCAUGUUGUACAUGAGGGAGGAGCGCCCCCAUGUGGUGGCCCAGUGCAAAGUGAAGGAGAGCGCCACCAUCAACCAGAUCCUGGGACAGAGGUGGCAUUCGUUGUCCAAGGAGGAACAGGCCAAAUACUACGAACUGGCUCGUAAAGAGCGACUGCUGCACUCGAAGCUCUACCCCGGCUGGUCGGCCAGAGACAACUAUGGUAAAAAGAAGAAGCGGAAGAGAGCGAAGAGCGAGACGCAGCUAGAAGGUCCCGACGAAGACGAAGAUUUCCCUCCGCAGCUGAAGAAACCUCGCGGGGUAGAGGACACGCCCCACACACACACUCACACACACUCUCUGCUCACUCACCCUCCCCCACAGACUGCGCACACACACGCCCGCCCCCACACCGUCUCCCACCUGACGCACACCCACCUGUCGCAGGCCAGCCCCGCCUCCUCGCUGGACUCCCCGGCGACGCCAACCACGGCGCUGGCCUCACCCGCCGCCCCGGCGCCGACACACACCGAGCACACACACUUGUCGUACAGCCACAGUGGACACACGUCGCCGUACGGCGAACAGCUGCAGCCGCUGUCACUCACCACCAAGCCCCACCGGCCCUCCCAUCCGCCGGGCCGACACGCCGUCACCCCCGGACCCUCCACGCCGUCCUCCUCCUCCUCCGACACGCCCACCUCCUCACCCCUCCCACCCCCUCUGCCCUUCCUGGUCCCACCUCCUACCUCCGCCCAUCAAUCAGCAGCGAGCGCUAACGGUGCCUUAACUCAGUCGCAGCUGUUCUCGCUCAGACGAACCAAUCAGCUGUGAGAAGUGACAUCACUUCCUGUACGUGGUUUUUAAUGCUGUAAAUAAGCUUUUGUUUUUUAAUCUUUUUAUAGAUGUAAACGUUUUAUAUUGGUAAGAACAGGACAAAAUCAUUGGUCAAUAUUUGACUCUAACUUCAUCGUGUAUUUUUUUGGGAGACUCACUUUUUCUAAUGAUUUUUAUGGAUUAUGACGUGUGAUAUAAUGAAACGUGUGAUAUUCAAAACGAGGUGUGUCACCGGGGGGUUCAGGCUUGUUUCACCUGGUUGUAGUGACGUCGUCUGUUUUCUGCUUCCUCUGAUAAUAAAUAUUCACUGAGUUGUGA
Scophthalmus maximus (turbot) is the source of this 2879-nucleotide messenger RNA. RefSeq names its product transcription factor 7-like 1-B. Bases 831 to 2558 code for a protein of 575 amino acids. The record is from RefSeq and is a predicted model, not a curated record. Gene Ontology annotation, cellular component: beta-catenin-TCF complex; catenin-TCF7L2 complex. The transcript has 12 exons. Gene Ontology annotation, molecular function: DNA-binding transcription factor activity, RNA polymerase II-specific; RNA polymerase II cis-regulatory region sequence-specific DNA binding. Gene Ontology annotation, biological process: canonical Wnt signaling pathway; regulation of transcription by RNA polymerase II. NCBI's taxonomy places the organism in Eukaryota, Metazoa, Chordata, Actinopteri, Pleuronectiformes, Scophthalmidae.